This is a messenger RNA of Cuscuta campestris, 1586 nucleotides long. NCBI's taxonomy places the organism in Eukaryota, Viridiplantae, Streptophyta, Magnoliopsida, Solanales, Convolvulaceae. The record is from the annotation of a GenBank genome assembly.
AGAAAAUAAGGGAUAAUUUUUUGUGGUGUGGGGGUGGGGUGGGGUGGGGGUACGUGCACCAUCUAUUUAUCCAUUAUAUUGUUGGACCCCUUGUUUCCAGCUGCACUCCCUCAAUUAACUUGGAUCAACUCACAUGGCAUAUGCAAGGCGCCGCCAAGUGAAGAAAAUAGUAGAGAUUGGACCGUGGGGCGGUCGCGGUGGCCGGGCAUGGGACGACGGAAGCCACGACGGAAUAAGAGAGAUAAUCGUCGUCUACGGCGACUGUAUCGACUCCAUCACCGUAGUUUACGAUAAACAUGGCACACCUUUCACUGCUCCUAAGCAUGGGGGAGUUGGCGGUGUCAAAACAGCACAGUGCGGCUCAACUUUUAGUCUCUCAUAUCCAGAUGUGUCCUUCACAAUAGGAGCAAGGUGUAUACUGUUUCUUCCGUCAUUUGAAUAGUUGUGUCUCUAGCCGUAGGGGGUAAACUUGGUGGAGGACACGAUGCGUCAAUGAGACUUUUUAUAGCGUCCAACGUUUUUGUUCUAAAAUUUUGUAACUCCACAGAAACCAAACCUGAUAAAAUUGGAGGACCACGAACCAAAUUUUGGACUAAACAAGAGAUUUCAAUGCCCAACGCAUGCAAGUCAGAAUCAUAAUUGGUUUGACCCCCAAUAGGGCAAAAUGAUCGUAGAUUCUUGAGAAUUUCAUCUAUGUGAUCGAAAAGUGUGCAAACUCCUUCGUCAUGUUCAAUUUCUCCACAUAGAACAUUCUCUAGAAAAUCAAUUAGUUUGUCCAAUGCAGCGGUACAAAUAAUCAAAGCCUCUAACCGCUUGAAUCGUGCCUCCAUUCGGAAGGAAAAACCCUGCUCCAUUUGAAAAAAAUAUGAAUUUGGUCACAGCCGACCAAUUAACACAGUCCAAAAAAAACAAAUCGACUCUGGUCCAAUUUUUUUUCCCUGCGAUAGAAUUUUGUGCUGCAGUAGUAGCUGUGCUUUUGUCACUUUUUUGUUGUUGUUGGUAAAACACCACAAAUUGCAGCACCCAAAUUGAAUCUGAAUUAGCCCAAAAAAACUUCUUACGGACACUUGCAGCAAGAUUUGAUUUGUUUUACUUGGCGGCUGAUUUCACAAAUAAGCUUGGGAUGGGAAACCAAUUUAAGCCCCUGGAUGACAAAAAGCUUGGUGGCGGCGACGUUUGGGACGGAUCAAAUCAAGUGCAGCGGCGGCAGCAACGUUUGGGACAGAUGGAGGCUCCGCAGAGAUGCCGACGAUAAAUAUCGGUGCGAUUAAGAUUCCUGACGGUAAAUUGGCCACAGUGAUGAUAACCUCCGAUGGCAAAAAGAUCUGCACAAAGCUUUCUACUUUUCAGAUCGGCGAAAAUCUGGGCGGCUGGGACACGGCGGAAACUACUAGAUCGUCUUAGAUUUUUUUUUGAUUUUUUUUUGUGUUUCUCUCAAUGAAAGCACCAAUUGAUACGAAUAUAGUAUCGGAUAGGGAAGAACUUCGAGCGUUCUUCAAGCUCCAAGAAAUGGGAGGCAAAGAGAGAAGAAAAACUUUGAGCGCUUUUGGGCUCCAAGAAAAGAGAGACGAGAGCUUAGAAUUUUG